CUGACCGGAGAGGUUAUGCAAAGCAAAGGUUUGGAUUCCGGUAAAUAGUCUUAUUUUUGAAAGAAAUGCAGUCAAUCCUGGCCUCAAUGAGGGCACUGGCCCUGCGCCAGCCCACGAUGGAGUCACUCCGCCUGCUGCACCUUUCCGCCGUGAACGAAGCGGCACGUAAAGGAACUCGGGAGAAGGCUCGCAAGAAGAAAGUCAAAGUAGAGGUGAAGAAGGUGGGAUUCAUACCUCACAACCAGCGCAACAAAAAAAUCAACGUGAAGCGGGCAGACAAGCAUGUUGAUGAUUCCUGGAAACAGAUUGCCAAAGAUGACUGCUAUGUGGGGCGCUAUUACCGCUGGCCAGUUUAUUCCGUUCAGGAAGCCAUCCAAUGUCAUCGAGAGACCCAUCACCCCAGCAUGUACAAUGUACCCAAUGCUCCCCUAAAUGUGGAUAUCGAGCUGAACAUGCAAGCGGAGAAAAUCACCCGUUUUGUUGAUAACUUUCAACGCAUGGCUAUGAUCCCAAACAAGUUUGAGCACGGCGAGGAGCGAAAGAUAAUUGUCUUCACCAAGGGAAAUAACGAAGUCUUGGAGGCCCGAGAAGCUGGCGCCUCGCUUGUUGGCGGCGUCGAGCUUAUCAAGGACAUUACCAACGGAGAACUGCUGCUGUCCGACUACCAGUACAUCAUUGCCCAUCCUAAUAUUCUGGCAGAGCUGGUGGCCCUUCGUGGUCUAAUGAAGCGCAAGUUUCCCAAUCCUAAAAGUGAGACCCUUGGCACGAACCUGGCUGAGAUGAUAGUCAAGUUUUCAAGCGGCAUUAGCUAUAGCGCUGCCAAGGAUGAGUACCAGCAGAAUUUUGGCUUAAUCACCGCCAGUGUGGGUACUUUGGACAUGGACGCACAAAAGCUGGAGGAAAACAUUAAGUUUCUGCUGCAGGAUGUCAACACAAUGAGGCCUAAGCGUGAGGGUCGCUUUAUUACACGUGUCCUGCUGAAGAGCCCACCAAGCAGUGAGCAACUGAAAAUCGAUCCGUUUGUGUACGUCCCAGAGAUGUGGGAUAAGAGCACGGCAAAGGUUAAAAGAGAGGAUACCAAAAAACAGGAGGAACCCGCGGAACGCAAGGAAGCUGUGGCGUCCAAUUAGUUAACACAAAAACCUAUGUAUUUUUGUUGAUGGAUCAUUUGUGCAUACUUUAAACUUACAUCUCCUAGA
Molecule: messenger RNA, 1199 nt
Organism: Drosophila eugracilis
Lineage: Eukaryota; Metazoa; Arthropoda; Insecta; Diptera; Drosophilidae
Gene: mRpL1
Product: 50S ribosomal protein L1
Exons: 3
Coding region: 66-1130 (354 amino acids)
Biological process (GO): translation
Cellular component (GO): large ribosomal subunit; mitochondrion
Molecular function (GO): RNA binding; structural constituent of ribosome
Source: RefSeq, a predicted model, not a curated record